AAAUAUUUUUUGAAGGUUUUUAAUCCGUUACCUUGUGAUGUCCUAUUGAAAUUCUGCUUUGUGAGUAGAGGGAGUUAGAAAAAUUGUGAAAAAGUGAACUUGAUAGUUGUGCACGUUAAAAUUUCUUUUAAUGUUACUAAUGAACAAUAUAUAUGUUUAACAAGAAGUUAAAAGUAUUAAUAUCGCACUAUUUUCUACGUCACGGUUACUCCGAAUAAAUUGGGCAGCCAUAUUGUCAUACUUCAAUCUUAAGGUUUGGUGUAUCGUUAAUAAUCGGUUGUGAAUUGAUUUCCACAAUUUUAAAAGGCUGUGUUCGAAGGUACAUGCGACUAUCUUGAACUAGAAGUGGCUUAAUUGGAAAUAUCGUUUGAGGAAGAGGGUGAAUUUUUGAGACUACCUGUAAGCAGGAUGGCUUCUGUCCAGGCAGAAACACUCAUUAAUCCAAACCACAAUCCCGGCAGCCCAAACAGACUUGGGAUGACAUUAAAUUCAAAUGCCAUUACGAGGGACAUGAUGGCUGAUGAUAUGGGAUGGAAAGCAAAACUGAAGAUUCCUCCAAAGGACAAAAGGAAGAAAACUUCAGAUGUCACAGACACCAAAGGCAAUGAGUUUGAAGAUUUUUGCUUAAAAAGAGAAUUAUUGAUGGGAAUUUUUGAAAAAGGUUGGGAAAAACCCUCUCCUAUUCAGGAAGCUAGCAUUCCAAUUGCUUUGCUUGGGAGAGACAUCUUAGCCAGAGCAAAGAAUGGCACAGGGAAAACUGGUGCUUAUAUCAUUCCCAUUCUUCAAAGAAUUGAUAUCACAAAAGAUUAUAUUCAGGCCCUUGUCAUAGUCCCAACGAGAGAACUAGCUCUUCAGACCAGUCAAAUUUGUAUUGAGCUUUCAAAACACAUAGGUGCAAGAGUAAUGGUCACCACUGGAGGCACAAAUCUUAAAGAUGACAUUAUGCGAAUAUAUGAAAAUGUUCAUAUAAUCAUUGCAACACCUGGCCGUAUAUUGGAUCUUAUGGAAAAAAUGGUUGCAAAAAUGGAUAGAUGCAAUAUGUUAAUUCUAGAUGAGGCAGACAAAUUGCUUUCUCAAGAUUUUAAAGGCAUACUAGAUAAAGUUAUAAGUUACUUGCCAACUGAUCGUCAAAUACUCCUGUAUUCUGCUACAUUUCCUUUGACAGUUGAACAGUUCAUGCGGAAGCAUUUGUCAGAUCCCUAUGAAAUAAAUCUUAUGGAUGAGCUAACUUUAAAAGGAGUAACACAGUAUUAUGCUUUUGUGCAAGAGAGGCAGAAAGUCCAUUGUUUAAAUACAUUGUUUUCAAAGCUUCAAAUAAACCAAUCAAUAAUUUUCUGCAACUCUACACAGCGGGUUGAACUACUUGCUAAGAAAAUUACUGAAUUGGGAUAUUCAUGUUAUUACAUACAUGCAAGGAUGUCGCAGCAGCAUCGUAAUCGUGUCUUCCAUGACUUUCGAGCUGGCUUAUGUCGAAAUUUGGUUUGCUCUGAUCUUUUCACAAGAGGAAUUGACAUCCAGGCAGUAAAUGUUGUGAUUAAUUUUGAUUUUCCAAAGAUGGCAGAAACAUAUUUGCAUCGCAUUGGUCGAUCUGGAAGAUUUGGCCACCUGGGCAUAGCCAUAAACUUAAUUACAUAUGAUGACAGAUUCAACCUUCAUCGCAUAGAGCAAGAAUUAGGAACAGAAAUCAAGCCAAUUCCAAAGGUCAUCGAUAAAAGCCUGUAUGUUCCAGAAUUUCAGUUUGAAGAGACUGAAGCAAAUAGCCAAUAAAUGCUCAUAAGGAAAAAAAAUCAGUUAGACCUUUUAAUUGGACAGCUGUGGGAUCUCUUGUGAGCUUAUUUCAUUUCUUCUGGUGAACAUUGCUGAAUUUAUCACGAGGCAUAGUCUGCCACUAUUUAUUUUUAUGCUAUUUAUUUACACAGAUAUAUUAUUAGGCACUAGAUAAUUCUCUUAAAUAUUUGCAAAUUAAGUCUUGUGCCUUGACUGAAUGUUCAUAUUUUCUCCCUAUUUCUGACUUUUUUUGUGUGUGUGGCUAAGAGAGGUGCCAAUUAGAAUAUUUUAAUAAGUUUUUGGCCUCUUUCGAAAAGUUGUUAAAAAAGAAACUAUUUUGUUUUGCCUAGUGAUAUUUAUUGGUCCAUCUUUUAAUCUGUAACAAUUAGAAGUGUUAAAUUUUCAUGAGACUUUUCACAGCUGUGUAAAUAUUCUGUACAGUGGGACUUUUUUGUGUUACUGGUGUCAUACUUGUAAAUAUACACCCGAGUUAAAAUGUUGAUGAUUUCAUCAGCACUGUUUCAUGCAAACACUGCGUUGACGUUUUGAAGAACAGUUGUUUUCUUCAAAAGCUAUGCUCAUCUGGAAAGCUGGCCCUCUUCACUAGUCUUGUUGGCUAAUCGUUCUCGUAUCAGAUAGCCAAGUCUACCUAUUUAAUAAAGAACUGUGCUGAUACAUUCAAUUUUUUGUGGUGCUUCUGCUCUCCAGAUGUGCAUUGCUGUUAUUUGUAGGUUUUCUACACCUAUUUUUGUAAUCUAAAAUUUGACCUGAAUAGGUAUUUCUCUGGAUGUUUUCUUUUUUCUGUACAAGGCAGCAUUUUUUACUUCAGAAUGUUCACGUUGUUUUAUUGUGAAAAUCUGAGGUUUUAAGUGAACAUGACAAAUUAUCUUAAACUUUAAUUAAUGGGAGACUUAUUCCCUAAUGUUUUUUAUCCAGAGAAAUAUCUUUCAGCUUUAGUGUACAUAUUAUAUAUAUUAUAUAUUUGAGAAGUGGCAAGUGAUCUUUAAGUCCACUCCCAAUAAUGGAUCACAGCUGAUGUGGAACUUGACAGACAGUGAAAUUUCAAUGUGGUGGAACACAUAGGAACUCUAUCAGAUUACAGUGGAGACCUAGAGUGCCAAUGAGUAUUAAAUCUCAAACUGAUUUGCCACAAUGUGAAAGCAGUGCACAAUAACCUGUCUGUAAGGUUCUGCUCUCAAUGGUGGUAGAGCAGAAAGUAAAAAAGGUACUUAAAUAGUAUCUCAAAUGACCAACCUACUGCCCAAGAACUUUGUGCUGCAAACUUUGCCCUUUUAAAACCUCAGAUUUUCAAUCUAAAAUUAAAGAUCAAAGACAUACAUCAAGUUAAAAAUCUUUUGUUUAUUUUUUCCUCAAAUAACUUGGCUUGUGUCCUUGAUCUUAAUCUGAGUAAAACCCAUCCAUGCAAAAGCAUCUGCAUUCCUUUAGAUUGAAGUUUGAAAUUUAAAAAUUUAAAUCUUGUGUCUUAAAUUUUCCUUUUGCAUGGGAUGGUUGGGUUGACGAAAGCCAUGGUUUGAUCCCCUGUUGGCUUGCUCAGUGUUUUACUCUGAUGUAGCAUGGCUAAUUUAAUGCUAUUAAGAAGGCUGUAAGAAGUGGAUCACUAAAUUAACAGAAAACGCAAUCCUAAAUUUAACUUCUGGCUCAAUACUUAAGUGCAAUCUCUGUAAUCAGAGCAUUUUUCUGAAAUUCAAAUCUAUUGUUUUCUGAAAUAAAACCUUAUUCCAAUUGGC
Molecule: messenger RNA, 3515 nt
Organism: Stegodyphus dumicola
Lineage: Eukaryota; Metazoa; Arthropoda; Arachnida; Araneae; Eresidae
Gene: me31B
Product: ATP-dependent RNA helicase me31b
Molecular function (GO): ATP binding; nucleic acid binding; RNA helicase activity
Source: RefSeq, a predicted model, not a curated record